CUCACCUCUCUGCUACCUUCUCUCGACUUUCUUAGCUUUCCAUCUCGAGUUUUUCUCUCCAAUCUGUCCCGCUUUCGCCUGGAACGCCUGCACCCAGCUCCCUCAUACUCGUUUACGGCACUCCGUGGGAUGCCUUACAUCUCCACAGAAGCCCUUAUUGGGGCGGCCUUGGUCGUCUUCCUCGCUUUCGGUUACCAGCACUUGACCUCCACCACUUCAGUCGCCAACAGUAACGACGCGGCGGCCAAGAAAAAGAACAAGAAGCACAAGAAAAAGAAAACAGGUCAAGAUGGGUCAGCCGACACCCCCGCGACUGUGAGCGAGGCGGAGGAGUCUAAGCCCGGCCCAAAGAAGGGCAGGAAGGGCAAGCACUCGGCGCCGCUCAAGCAGGAGGUCAAACAAGACGUUAGGCUUUCGCCUGGCUCUGUCUCAGCCCCAGCGCCCCAGACGCCCGAGGUGCCAGCUGAAACGCCCUCCUUCGCCGCCGCAGCUGGCGGUUCUCCCGCUUCCGUUCCCAGGCCUAAACCAAAGACGCUGGCGGAGAAGCUUGUCCCUAAACCGCGCAAAACCAAGGUCGACGACAUGCUCGAGCCUGAGGACCGCCCACCGCAACUCGCUCGUGUGAUGCGAGUUGUGCAACCGGAGAAGGUCGAGAGGUUCGCCGAGGACUAUGCGUCUUCCGACUGGUCGGACGAGCCGCGAUCUCAGGACGAUGGGUGGAAUGUCGUGGCGGCAAAGAAGAAGCCCGUGUCAGUGUCGAUAGCCGGUGGAGGUGGCGGAAACGGUAGCCCCUCGCGCGCGAGCUCGAACGACCCUCUCACCAAGGUGCAGCGCAAGAACCAGAAGAAGGCGGAGAUGAAGCGUGUAGCCAAAGAAGCAGAGGAGGCCGAUCGCCUCCGUCGUCUGGCUGCGCACAAGCGGGACCUGGAGCGGGAGAAGAUCAACUCGAUCUACAAUGCGUCGCAGAAGAAGGUUGUGCGUGAGCGCGGACGCAUUGUUGACGGCGGGAGUGGUGGGCAGGCGGCGUCUCUGAACAACAAGGGCCAGCUUGUGUGGGACUGAGGAUCUGGU
This is a messenger RNA of Cutaneotrichosporon oleaginosum, 1071 nucleotides long. RefSeq lists its product as uncharacterized. The record is from RefSeq and is a predicted model, not a curated record. Lineage: Eukaryota; Fungi; Basidiomycota; Tremellomycetes; Trichosporonales; Trichosporonaceae.